Molecule: messenger RNA, 533 nt
Organism: Meloidogyne enterolobii
Lineage: Eukaryota; Metazoa; Nematoda; Chromadorea; Rhabditida; Meloidogynidae
Source: the annotation of a GenBank genome assembly
AAAUAAAUAAAAUAAAAUGGUAACAAAUAGUAAUAACCACCAUUUAUCACCAAUAAUGCCACCAAAACCCUCUGCUAUCCCCUCAACACAAUUCAAGGUCGUUAAAGUAAAUGUUCCAGCAACUUAUUUGGUUAGAAGACGGCAUUCUGUUGUGCCGGAAGCCGUUAUUUGGGAAAAUCAUGGGGAGGCUAAAAGUGAAGCAGAAUGGUUCAUCAGCCUCAACUGGGGCAGUACCUUCCACAGUACAGCAACAAAAGGUUGAUGCUGGUGUUAAUAUAGAUUACAAAAUUGAACAGGCUAUGGAUUUGGUAAAAACACAUUUAAUUUAUGCUGUCCGUGAUGAAAUUGAAUUACUUAAAUCUAGAAUUGUUGAAUUAGAAUCUAAUGUUUUCCAUCUAGAAUCAGAAAAUGCAAAAUUACGUGAACAUAUACCUAAAGAAGUUUUAGCAAAUAUUUGUUUUGAUAAUAUACAACAACAAUUUAAUAAACAAAAAAUUUUAUUUUCUAUUAACAAUAUUGCCUCAAAUAAAUAA